AUGGCACAGGCUCUUGCUGCUAAAACAAAAGUGAACAGCUACACAGUGGAUUUUGAGCAAUAUCCCCACCUUCUUACCGUCAUGAGCUGUGUGCAGCAGGCAGGACUAGAGGACCCAAAAUGCAAACUCCAGGAGGCAAAAGUUUUCCCUAUGUACACCAUCACCCUGGGUUAUAAAUCAGACGGCCUCACAGUGACUAAAGUACAGACCUCCAGGUUAUUUAAAUUCAAGAGGUUUAACAGGUAUAAAGAUUCAGGCACUGCAAGCCUAAAGGAUGAGGAAGAGUUCACGGAUAUAUUGGAGGAGAGGAGGCGCACCACUGAUCUUGGUUAUGCCCUGAGAACCUUUAACCCGCAACCGUACAAAGGAGCCCCAACCCUUUCCACCUCUGACCUCAACAAAGCUGUACUGGAGUCCCAGUAUCUGUGCUAUAUUAUCAAAGAGAUUGCCAUGGAGAUGGGGUCAUCUGUGGAGAAGGUGAAAGAAGAUGCUUCUAGGAUUUUGAAGGAAAUGUCUCACAAUCUGCAGCUGGGGUUUAUCAGGCUAAUGGGCUACACUCUAAACAAGGUGUUCAAGAGACUCUACAGUAGGGCUGGAAUUGUUCUGUCACUGCAGCUGCAGCAGGCCAUCCAGGAGAGUCCUGUGAUCUUGAUACCCAAUCACAGGAGUUAUGUGGACUUCUUGAUUAUAUCCUAUAUCCUGUUCACCUAUGACAUCCCAGUACCUGUCAUUGCUGCAGGAAUUCGUCUUGCAGAUGUGACGAUUAUUGGAGGGCUUCUGCGUCGCUCUGGAGCUUUUUAUAUCCGACGAGCAAUCGGCUCUGACAAGCUAUACUGGGCGGUGCUUUUAGAAUACGUUCAAACAAUUGUCAGGACAGGAUAUGCUCCUUUGGAGUUUUAUGUAGAAGGUUUCAGAAGUCGCACACUGAAGUCUCUGGUGCCAAAGCUUGGUAUGAUGGACAUGGUGCUGGAGCCAUAUUUUAAAGGUGAGGUGUUUGAUAUUACCCUGGUGCCCAUCAGUAUCAGCUAUGACAGAGUGCUGGAGGAGUCAUUGCUUGCACUUGAGUUGUUGGGUGUCCCCAGACCAAAAGAAAGCAUCACCGGACUCUUUAAAGCUAGCGGACUCCUGCAGGAAGAUUAUGGCUGCAUGCAUGUGAACUUUGGCCGCCCCCUGUCUGCCCGACAGCUGUGUGAAGGAAAGAUAAAUUGGAGUGAGUACAACCUCAUACCAAGAAAUCUUCCCCAGAGGCCAACUGCAGAGACCCAGGACUGUGUGAACUGGCUGGCCCAUUUGAUUGUGCGAACCCAGGAGGAGGGCUCUUUGAUCAGCCCUUGGUCUCUGAUGGCCUGCCUGUUGCUCCAGACUCCAUUCACAACUUUAACGGAAGAGGGUCUGCAGUGGCAUCAGCUCACAGAAAAAACCCUCUGGCUCAAGAAGCUGGUGCUGGAUUUCGGGGCCCGUCUGAACUGGCCUGCACACAUCCCAGACUCAGAAGUGAUGUCAUCCACCGUGGCUCUUCAUCACUCCAUUGUCCAUCAUAAAGAGGACCGUAUCUACCUGGUUCAGGAUGAAGACCCUGCGAGGCAAGAUCCACUGAGCCCAGAGGAAGGUGUGAUGAGGAUGGCGGUAGUGGUGCUGAUGCUGUUAGACUCAUAUCAGCUGAUGUUCAGGUACUUGUGUGAAAAGGAAGAUCACGUGUUUACUGAGGAACAGUUCCUACCUGAUGUCCGAAACCUGGCUACAAAACUCAUCCUCUCAGGUGACCUUCACACCUUUGAAGUCCUGUCUUCUGACACACAGAAAAAUGUUCUUUCUGCACUGCGGAGACUGGAGGCGGUGACGAAGUUGAGGGUGUCCCAGCAGAAGGAAUACAAAGUGAACAAAGCAGCUGUCAGCAGAACUGGUGACAUACUCUCUGGGAAAGUCCCUCUUGAGAGCCUCCACACUACACCUGACGCAAGGCUUCAGUGUCAAGUGGAAUAAAUUCAUCCUCAGUAUCAGCUCACAGCCCCCUCCCCAAUAAACUUACCCAUCUAUUCGCUACUUCUACCUCAUUGUCAUCCCUGUGGUCUCUUUAUCUUUACACAGUCAAAUCGGUACAAAUGCAGUCUGUGCUCACAGGCAAAAUACUUAAUCCUUGAUGCCGGCCAGACUUAAUCUACUGAAUGGUGGCUACCUCUCUGUCCUUUACAGACCUGAGAAGACUGAGAUGAAGCUAAACGCCCUGCAGGAUAAAUGCUGGUAAUAUAAAGGUGGCCUAUUACUGAUUUUGUUUCACU
Messenger RNA from Neolamprologus brichardi, 2279 nucleotides. The record is from RefSeq and is a predicted model, not a curated record. NCBI's taxonomy places the organism in Eukaryota, Metazoa, Chordata, Actinopteri, Cichliformes, Cichlidae.